This is a messenger RNA of Salpingoeca rosetta, 842 nucleotides long. RefSeq lists its product as uncharacterized. The transcript is spliced from 3 exons. The coding region runs from base 53 to 565 and encodes 170 amino acids. The record is from RefSeq and is a predicted model, not a curated record. NCBI's taxonomy places the organism in Eukaryota, Choanoflagellata, Craspedida, Salpingoecidae.
CAACGUGCCUCCAAAGCACACAGCAAACCAUCUCACGUCACGGAUCAUCAUCAUGAUGCGUCAAGUGGAUCCUCGCGUCGCGGCACUCGCGUGCACGGCAAUAAUGGUGAUGAUGAUGGCUGCGACGGCGCUGCCUGUCGCUGAUGAUGCCUCGCAGCAGCAGCAAGACUACUGCAUCCAAGGGCCCGUCUCCUUUGACGUUCAGGUGGAGGUGACGAGCACCCUCGGCUACCACUGUCAAUCGCAGCUCGCGCAACUGAAGACAAAGGUUGGACCUAAGCAUGCCAUCACAAACAUCACGCUGGCGCAGAGCCCAGGAUUCCCCUGCUGGCAAGGAAACAUCACCCUCACGCAAAUCAAGGCACCUACGAAACUGGGGGUUGGGGUUACGGUGACGCUGGCAGGGCUGGGGCAGUCGUUGCCAGACACAUCGUGUAACACCACGGUGACGUACCGCAAGUGUGGCAACACGCAGGGUUCCAACUGGAAACUCCACCUCACCGCAUCCCUCAACCAGCUGGACGUGGAACCAUGCGAACCAUCGUCGCCACUUCUGUUGUCGUGAUGGAUGGAAAUCGCCAUGCAUUCAUCAUCACAUUACAUACAUCAUGCAUCGUUAAGCCCUACUUUCUCGUUACACACGUCUCUCAGCAUCACCUCCAAAGUUUGAUUGGGUUGGUCACUUUCUCUUGCGGACUUCAGGUAGCACACAUGCGCACAGACUCUCCUGCAUUCUCCCCUCACAACAAACACACACACACACACACACACACACACACACACACACACACACACACACACACACGUGCACAACAAGAGUAAACGGGUCUACACAAAGGGGG